This is a messenger RNA of Erigeron canadensis, 1168 nucleotides long. Its product is annotated as alpha carbonic anhydrase 7-like. Gene Ontology annotation, molecular function: carbonate dehydratase activity; zinc ion binding. The transcript is spliced from 7 exons. Lineage: Eukaryota; Viridiplantae; Streptophyta; Magnoliopsida; Asterales; Asteraceae. The coding region runs from base 48 to 878 and encodes 276 amino acids. The record is from RefSeq and is a predicted model, not a curated record.
UAUACAAACCUUAAAAGAUUUUCACAUACUAAUUAAUUCCCAAAGAAAUGGAUAACAAAAGCUUAUUGUUUUCUUCAUCUUUCAUUGCUCUUUUCAUCAUCAUCUUUUGUCUACCUUUCGCUAUAUCUCAAGAAGUCGAUGAUGAGCGCGAGUUCUCAUAUGACAUACGAAGUCCAAUAGGACCGCAUCAUUGGGGAGAGAUCCAUCCCGAAUGGAGCACUUGUAACCAAGGAGACAUGCAAUCGCCGAUCGAUCUUUUACAUAAAAGGGUUCAAACGACAUCAAAACUUGGAAGACUUGAUAGAGAUUAUAAACCCGCAAAUGCAACUCUUAAAAAUAGGGGCCAUGAUAUGAUGUUGAGUUGGAUUGGAGGAGCAGGACAUAUUCAUAUAAAUGGGACCGAGUAUCAACUUAACCAACUCCAUUGGCACACCCCCACCGAACACACCAUCAACGGCCGAAGGUUCAAUCUCGAGUUACACUUGGUUCAUCAAAGUAAAGACGGGAAAAAUGCAGUAGUCGGUAUCCUGUACAAAAUCGGCCGCCCUGAUUCUCUUUUGUCAAUGAUGGAACCAUAUAUGAGAGCAUUGGCUCCUACAAAAGAAGUUGAAAAAAGCGUGGGAAUAAUCGAUCCACGAGAUAUUAAAAUCGGGAGUAGAAAAUACUAUCGAUAUAUUGGCUCGCUUACUACUCCCCCGUGCACCCAAGAUGUUAUUUGGACCAUCGUUAGAAAGGUGAGAACAGUGUCGCGUGAACAAUUGCGAAUAAUCCGUGAGGCAGUCCACGAUGAGGCGGAUGCUAAUGCGAGACCGGUUCAAGCCUUGAACGAUCGUUGGUUGAAGCUUUACAGACCAGAUGAAGUAGAUGAAAGAAACUAGUAGUAAUUAAGGCCCUCGAUCAGCUCCUCCAUAGCUGCAUUGAUUAUUUAUUUGUAACUCAAGAUCAUCAUAUCUACAAUUAAUAUACUUCAAUUCGUUUUUUUUGUAUCACACAUAAUAUGGUUUUUUGUUUCUUGAUGUAAAAUAAAGUUAUAUACACUCGAUCCGUAAUACUGCUACUUAUAUAUGGAUAGCAUGCUUUAACGAUUGAGUAUACAUAAAGGUCGAUAUUAGUUAAUUAUUGUACUCUAUGAUUCAUAUAUAUAUACAUAAAUAAAAAGAUUAUAAUA